Molecule: messenger RNA, 1834 nt
Organism: Molossus molossus (Pallas's mastiff bat)
Lineage: Eukaryota; Metazoa; Chordata; Mammalia; Chiroptera; Molossidae
Gene: TNFRSF11A
Product: TNF receptor superfamily member 11a
Exons: 10
Coding region: 164-1834 (556 amino acids)
Biological process (GO): multinuclear osteoclast differentiation; positive regulation of bone resorption; ossification
Cellular component (GO): external side of plasma membrane
Molecular function (GO): tumor necrosis factor receptor activity; cytokine binding
Source: RefSeq, a predicted model, not a curated record
UUUAUGACCAAGUCGAUGGAGCUCGACGGAGCAUGUCAUCCACCCUGUGACCCACAGAAGUGGGACCAGUUUUGUGACUUUUCAGAUCACCCCUCCAUGCGCCAGCGACAGGCAUUACGUGCAUUUGGGACGGUGCUGCAACAAAUGUGAGCCAGGAACGUAUAUGUCUUCCAAAUGUACCACUACCUCUGAAAGUGUGUGCCUGCCCUGUGGCCAGGAUGAGUACCUGGGCACCUGGAAUGAAGAAGAUAAAUGCUUGCUGCACAAAGUUUGCGAUACAGGCAAGGCGCUGGUGGCGGUGGAGCCCGGCAACCGGACGGCCCCGCGGCGCUGCGCCUGCACAGCCGGCUACCACUGGAGCGAGGACUGCGCCUGCUGCCGCCGCAACGCCGACUGCGCGCCCGGCCUCGGCGCCCGGCCCCCGGUGCAGCUCAACAAAGACACGGUGUGUGAGCCUUGCCUCGUAGGCUAUUUCUCCGACGCCUUUUCUUCCACAGAAAAAUGCAAACCCUGGACCAACUGUACCAGUCUUGGGCUGACAGAAACACAUCAUGGGACCGAUAAAUCAGAUGUGACCUGUAGUUCUUCCCCGCUGUCUACAAAACUACCAAAUGAGUCCCAGAUGUACUUGCCCAGUGUCGUCAUCCUGCUUCUGUUCGUGUCCGUCGCGUUCGUCGCUGCCGUGGUCUCUGGUGUUUACUAUCGGAAGGAAGGGAAAGCACUGACAGCUAAUUUGUGGCGCUGGGUCAAUGAGGCUUGCGGCGGCCUAAGUGGAAAUAAGGCAUCCUCGGGCAACGAUUUCGGGGGCGCUCGGGUGGAAGCCGCGAGCCCACGCGAGCUCUGCGAGGGCGUCCUGCUGCUGACCCUGGAGGAGAAGGUGUUUUCUGAAGACACGUGCUGCCGGGACCCGGGUGUCUGCGGGGCCCCCUGUGCACAGGUGGGAGACGCCGGGAUGCUCACCUUGGUCAGCGAGGUGGAGGGGGACCCCUUCGAGCAGAUCCCCAUGGAAGACGAGUACGUGGAUAGGCCCCCCCAGACCGCGGACUCUUCGCUGUGCCUCGCCCAACCUGGAAGCAGAUCUGCACCCCCUUUCCCCGAGCCCCUGGAAGUGGGGGAGAAUGACAGUUUAAGCCAGUGCUUCGCGGGGACCGAGAGCCUGGCGGAUUCCGAGAGCUGCCACUUGGCCGAGCCCCUGUGCAGGACUGUUUGGAUUCCCAUGUCCUCCGAAAAGUACUUACAAAAAGAAGUGGAGGCUGGCAACUGUGCCCACUGGGCCGCCUCCGGCUCGGCAGAUGGCUGCACAGGCUGCGGGGACCUUCCUGGGGAGGACGGGGAGCCCCUUCUGGGCUCCCGCGAAAGUGGACCCUUGCCCCAGUGCGCCUAUGGCCAGGGCCUUGUGCCCGAAGAAGCAGCUGACCCGGCAGAGGGCGGAGGCGAGCCCGGGGCUGGGGCUGAUGCGAGGCCUCCCAGCGCCAGCAGGGGGGGCCCUGGGUCUGGAGGCCCCUCCAGUGACCAGCCACCUGCAUCUGGAAAUGUGACUGGAAACAGUAACUCCACGUUUAUUUCCAGCGGGCAGGUGAUGAAUUUCAAGGGCGACAUCAUCGUGGUCUACGUUAGUCAGAACUCCCAGGAGGGCCCGGCGGGGCCAGGCGGAGGCGCCGGGGAGCCUGUGGGCCACCCCGUGCAAGAGGAGAGCCCGCCGUGCUGCGACUCGUUCGCGGGUCUCGGGCCGCGCUUCCCGGACACGUGUGGCGCCCCGGAGCCCGACAAGGCCUCGCGGCCGGUGCAGGAGCAGGGGGAGGCCGAGGCCCGCGCGCCCGGGGCGCAGCGCUGA